UAAGGUACCAGAUUUUCAGCGGGUACUAUAGUAUCUGUCAAUUACUUCAAAAUAUUUUUUUGCGUUUCAAUUAGGGGCUUUUCAGCAAAUUUUCAUAAUGCAUUGCAAGCAACUGAAAUUGGGCGAUGUGUGGAGGACAUGUAACAAAAUCAGAGCGGCAAUAUUCCGAAUUGGAAUCAAUCUUUCUGAAUACUUCAAGCUUUUGGACCCGCAUAAAAAUUGUCUGAUAUCGGAGUCUCAGUUUAUUUCUGUAAUCCAUGGACAACUUGGAGGAACAAUUGGACUAUCUGAACAAGAAGUCGCCGAACUAGCAGAUUACUUUCGAGUUCCAGAUGGAAGAAUUUACUAUACUCAACUGUGUGAUGUCAUUAACGAUAGCGUACCCAAGUUUAGCGAAAAUAGUUCAAUAAUUACUGGACUUGAGUGGGAAGAUCCUCUUCAUACUAAUAGAUUAAGUAUCAGUGAAGAACGGCGGUUAAAUGUGCUAAUAACAAAAAUUGCUUCAUUGGUUAAUAUGAAGAAACUUAUUUUGAGACCGUACUUUCAGGAUUAUGAGCUGGUUUCGAAGAACAAUGGAACAGUUACAAUAGCCCACUUCGCUAGAAUUAUGGCGUACUUAGGAAUACUGCUAUCGGCUGAUGAUUUUAAUCUGUUAGUAAAAAAAUACCUUAAAGACAGCUACACAUUGAAUUAUAUUGCAUUUUUGCACGCUAUCGAUGAGGUUGUUCAGUAUUUGGACCGGAAUGGUAUUUUGGACCUAAGCGGCGAUAUUAUGGCGAUUUUUCCAGGAAGAGUUAUUAAUGCAGAACUACCAAAAUUGCCUCGACCUGAAAUUGGAAAAAUAAUGGCUUCCAAGCUGUUCGGAAAACAAAACAUAUUUCAUCCAGCUUUGGAGGAUCCCAAAAAAGUAGAACAUAUUUUAACCACCAUGUCGAUGAUUCAGGAACAUGUCUCAAGAAACAGGUUGAGGGUCAAUACAUUUUUCAAGCAUUUUGAUGUUCUUAACUCUGGAAGAAUUUCUGUGGACCAGUUCCAUCGGGGGUUAGACGCUUUAGCUUUGAACGGAAAGCAGCGAUUUUUCCUUUCAUUGCCCGACGUUCAAGCUGUGAUUAAUCAAUACAGAGAUCCGUGUGAUUCUACUAGAGUUUGCUGGAAAACAUUUGAGGAUGAUGUAGAUCACAUAUUCACAAUCCAAGAAUUGGAGAAAAAUCCGAAUGUGGAAGUAGAGAUACCCCAACCAAAAGACGACUUAGUCGAGGCUUCUAAAUUAGGAGGUAAAGACUGGCAAUCUGUCAAUACCCAGCACAGAAGCCUGUGUGAAGACGCCGUGUAUAAAGUUAAGCAAAAGAUAAUCCACCGAAGAAUUUUGCUGAAGCCAAUGUUCAAAGAUUUUGAUAAACAUAAUAAUGGUCAUGUAAGCCGAAACCAAAUGAGACAAGCUCUGAAUUCCAAUGGGAUUUUGCUAUCUGAUGAAGAACUUUUUGCUUUGGAGGAACGGUUUAAAAAUGAUAUGGGCUUUAAUUAUGUUUGGUUCUUAAAAGAAGUAGAACCCAAACCAACUGAUGAACCACUCUAUGUUAGCUUCCUCGAAGACAUGAAGCGUCUAAAUUCUGAAACACCGAAUAAACCUCCGUCUAGACAAGAAAAGGAUAUUGUUCAAAUUUUAGCGAAAAUCAAAGGGAAAGUUGUUAGGGAAAGAAUACGGGUCUUGGAGUUUAUGAAAGAUUUUGAUAGGUGCAACGAACAAGUAAUAAGUCGAAUCAAUUUCCAUAGAGGCCUUAUAACUUGCGGAUUUGAACUAACACGCAACGAAGUAGAAACCCUUAUGGAAGUAUUUGCUUCUCCAAUGCGACAGGAAUGUGUAGAUUAUCGACGAUUUGCCGAAGUAGUUGAAGAAGCGUUUACGCAGUCUUGUCUUGAAAGAGCUCCUCUCAUUGUGCCGAUUCAACAUGUACCCACUAAAGACUGCGAGAAAAAUUUCCUCAAUUUUGAUGAAAGAUUGGUAUUGGGAGUCGCUAUGCAGAAACUAUCAAAAAAACCUGAUUUGAAAAUGAACCUGUCAUCCGUUUUAAAAGACUUUGAUAAAUCAAACUGUGGGACUGUUUCGACGACACAUUUUUUGAAGGCGCUUACAUUAAGAGGAAUGUACAACCUCAUUUCAAACAAAGAAUUUGAUGUCAUUUGCAAGUGCUUCGGAUUCGAACGAGGAAUGAGGCAUGAAGUCGACUACAGGGCGUUUAUGAAAGCGUUAGAUAUUUUAUAUGCCACUGAUAAAUAUAAUCCUUUCUAAAUAAUCUAAUACAUGAGACAUUUUGGUUCAUAAGGGCAAUCAAAAAGACGUAAUUCUUGUUCCUAGUUCCGACCUUGGUUUUUAUUACCUUUUAAACGAUAUAAAAUGCAACAGUUGACCAAUAAAAAAUUUGGGGGUUUAAAAAAGUACAGGGUGAUUUAUGUAGACCGUGCAUUAGAAGUUUGUUUUUCAACUUGCAGUUGAUUUAGAAACUUCAAAUUUGGUUCCGGUCAUACCGAGUAACUGCCGCAACUAUGUGAGAUAUAUUUAGCCCUCUCUAUACAGGGUCUACGAAACCUAUAGCCUAACUUUCUUAUUUUACAUGCAAACCCCUAAUUUAUUUAGCAUGGUAGAAUUGCCUCUCCAAUUCUACCGAUUACGCUUUACAAUAAACCGAUUUUAAUUUGUUUACUGCAAAACGGGACGUCGAAAAUUGAACAGAAAUUUGAAUUAUCAUGUUUAUUGUUUGAAAAAUCAGUGGCGUAACAUUCUUUUUAUUUAAAAUUAUCCACAGACAAGGAACAAGGAACAAAAAUUUUAUCACAAAACAAGUAUUGUUGUUAAGUGUUAAGCCUGUAAAAUUUUAUUAAAAUAUUCCAAGCGGUUUCCGUA
This is a messenger RNA of Dendroctonus ponderosae (mountain pine beetle), 2902 nucleotides long. RefSeq lists its product as uncharacterized. The transcript is spliced from 13 exons. Gene Ontology annotation, molecular function: calcium ion binding. Lineage: Eukaryota; Metazoa; Arthropoda; Insecta; Coleoptera; Curculionidae. Bases 98 to 2290 code for a protein of 730 amino acids. The record is from RefSeq and is a predicted model, not a curated record.